CUCAACCAGCUCUACCACCACGCAAUAUUACACCAAGGAAAGAUUGUGAGGUUAUACCUAUGCUAGGACUAGGACAACCUAGACACGCGAGUUCGCUAGCUUUUAAAUGACUGUCAAGUUCACGAUCGAUUAAUAGGAUCGAUAAAUUAAUGUGAUGACUGAACAAACAAGAGACUCAACAUCAAGCCCAUAUUGCGACAAUGUGGAUAAACGAAGACAUUCCAUGAGGAAAGAAUUUGAAAAUAUCGCAUCGUCGGAUGCUGAUGGCCUCGAGAAAAGUAGAGAUCGCAAUUCUUCUCGUUUUCCUUCUAAACGGAGUAGAAACGAAGUGGAAACUUCUAGUGAGGAAGAGGAUAAUCCAAGUGGUGGAGAGGAAACGCAGGAUAAUUCAAAUCAAGAGGGCAAUAAAUUGGAGAUCAAACAGCUGAGAAUUUGGGCAAUUCAAUAUCAAAUUCCACCGGCUCAUCUGGAGCCUCUACUCGUCAUUCUGCGAGCUAGACUACUUCCAACUUUACCUAGAUCAGCUGAAAAAUUCUUAGACGAAUCACAACCACCACCUGCCAAGAAGAGAAAAGAUAGCGAAAAAAACGAGUGCUGCAGUCCUGCCCUGCUUAAAGAAAUCUUGAAGAAAUUGACUUCUAUUGAAACUGAUGUGAAGAAAAAUCGAGACACUCUCGCCAACAUCGAAGACUGCCUUCAAGUAAAAGAUGAUUUUGUAUCCGCUGAUUUCUCAAUCCCAACAAAACACGAAGUGGAAUUACCGAUCAAUUCAGUUGAUGCACUUCUCCAUUUCGAGCAAAAACUAACGGACGAUCGAAGGUGUCUCUCCGAUACUCUGCAAGUGAUGAAACGGCUGAAGUCCUCAAAGGUAUCAAUAAGUGCCACAUCGAUUUUGAGAAAAUUUCUAGGUCGUAAUGUGGCAACUCAGUACACAGCAACGAAAAAAAUGAGUGAUAAAUUAGUGAUGGAGACUCACGUACCAAAAUUCAUGGGUUGUGUCUUAGAGGCACUUAUGGCAACUCACGAGGGUCUGUCGGACAAGGAGGCUAAAGCAGCUGUGGGCACGGCUCUGACCCAGUCUAAAGGCUGGGAUGGACAGCGAUCUGACAAGACUAAAAAGCCGACCAACAGCUCGGCCUCUGUUAUUAAGGAAGAGGAUAUUCUCGACGCCGACUCUAUCAUGUCUAAUACGUGGAUGGGAGAGAGGUUUGGAUUAGACACUUCUGCGUCUGAAUAGCAGGUAGAAAUUGUGAUAAGCAGCUUUCUUCCAACGUUAUCAUAUUUUUGUAUUUGUAAAUCAUAAUAAAUGUUUUCAUUCAUAA
This is a messenger RNA of Fopius arisanus, 1322 nucleotides long. Its product is annotated as ATP synthase epsilon chain. Bases 155 to 1237 code for a protein of 360 amino acids. The record is from RefSeq and is a predicted model, not a curated record. The transcript has 4 exons. NCBI's taxonomy places the organism in Eukaryota, Metazoa, Arthropoda, Insecta, Hymenoptera, Braconidae.